Cucurbitaria berberidis CBS 394.84 is the source of this 918-nucleotide messenger RNA. RefSeq names its product UDP-glucose 4-epimerase. Bases 1 to 918 code for a protein of 305 amino acids. The record is from RefSeq and is a predicted model, not a curated record. NCBI's taxonomy places the organism in Eukaryota, Fungi, Ascomycota, Dothideomycetes, Pleosporales, Cucurbitariaceae. The transcript has a single exon.
AUGACAUCUUCGGCAAAACGUAUCGUCUUCACAGGCGGUUCAGGCAAGGCUGGUCGCCAUGUAAUCCCUGAGCUCGUCAAGAGAGGCUACGAGGUCCUCAACCUCGAUUUGAUCGACUUCCCAGACCCGUCCGCGGGAGUCUUCACGCUCAAGACCGACCUCACCGACAGCGGACAAGUCUUCAACGCCCUAACCACCCACUUCAACUUCAGCGAUUACGAAGGGCCAAACAAUGCGGGACCACCAGAUGCAAUCAUUCACUUCGCCGCCUACGCUCGGAAUAUGCUUGUUCCCGAUAAUGCAUGCUACGCAGCCAACGUCACAUCAACAUACAACGUGAUCGAGGCGGCCUGCAAACUUGGCGUAAGAAAAAUCAUCAUUGCGUCCAGUGAGACGACGUACGAAGUGUGCUUCGGCCAAGGCGAUCUUGAAUAUACUGCCUUCCCACUAGAUGAGGAUGCAGACGUAAAUCCCAUGGACACGUACGCCAUCUCCAAGCUCUGCGGCGAACGCGUAGCUCGCGGUUUCGCCCGACGCUUCGAUGCAGACAUCUAUGCUCUCCGUAUCGGCAACGUAGUUGAGCCGCACGAAUACGAGCGUGACUUUCCAAAGUACAUCAACAACCCACAAGUUCGGAAACGGAACGCCUGGAGCUACAUUGAUGCGCGUGAUCUCGGUCAGAUAUGCCACCUCUGUGUGGAGAAGGAUGGCCUGGGUUUCCAGGUUUUCAACGCCACAAAUGAUACCAUUACGGCGACGUUUCCAACGAGACAAUUUCUGGAGCAAUGGGCGCCCAAAACGCCAGUUACUCGUGAGAUGGGGGAGUGGGAGGCGCCGUUGAGUAAUAGGAAGAUAAGGGAGGUCUUGGGAUUCAAAGAAGAACACAAUUGGAGGCAGUACUACAAUGCCGAUGGCUAA